Molecule: messenger RNA, 1403 nt
Organism: Zerene cesonia (dogface butterfly)
Lineage: Eukaryota; Metazoa; Arthropoda; Insecta; Lepidoptera; Pieridae
Exons: 6
Coding region: 1-774 (257 amino acids)
Source: RefSeq, a predicted model, not a curated record
AUGCCAUACUGCCUCUUCGAAAAUCCACAGCGUGCUAAAUUCUGUAGUCCACAAGAACGAGGCCGGCGGAGAACUGAUUUCGUUGCCUCCACCAACUUGGUCGGGAAAUUCACACAAAGUGUUCGUCGCAUUGUACAAGAUGUUAAGGACGAGGGUGCCUCUAGCGGGCAGACAAAAGAAGAAGUAAUAGAAACUAAUGAACGACUGCGGGCAGUGCGCAUACGGCUCGAUGAAAAUUACGAUACUGCCAAGAAAGCUCUUGUUACAUUGAUGGCGAGGUACAGUGAAUCCAAGUCACAGAGGAAUAUCUUCACCCGAUACGCACUUCUCAAAGCUAUGAUUAAGGAUGUUAUACGCUUAGAGACCCAAUACUGGUCCCUCGUGGAGAUUCCUAAGCAGGAGAAAGCUGAAACAGUACCAGCAUUUGUGCUGCGCGCGUGUGCCAUCAUGGAGAAAACUCAAAAGUCUGGUGAGGGCGUAAAAACUUCAGCAAAGCUCGCUGAGGAGGCUGCCGACAAACGAGAACGUCUGGAAAGACUUAGCGAUAUGACAACAUCGCAAAUAGAAGCUGAAAAUACCCAAAUGACGAAUGAUUUAUAUCGUCUUCUGAAGAAAUAUACGGGCCUCAGGAAUCUGAUCAGAGAGCUGAAGAAAGAUUAUGUGAGUUCCAAAGUAUACCCGAUGUUUCCGAGAUACACAAUGCUGAAAGACAUGAUAAAGGAUAUCAUGCAUGAUCCCGACUACAUGGAGGUUUGCCAUGAGGUGGACCCAUAGCGCGGGGUCCGCAAAUAAAUGAGGGUCUCUAUCACUGAUCGCUCGCGGUCACGAUUCCGACACUAGGCAGAAAGGAUGGUAGAUGGUUUACCAAUCAAUAUACGAGUACAAAAACCGAUAUAAGCUAUUCACAAAAAAAUUAAAUAUAUUCCAUCUCAAUUCGACUAAUUCCGGUUAACAAGUGAGAUUCGAAAAGAACUUCGAAUCGAGCGAAUCUUUAAUGUCAUCGCAAAUAAAUUAUGGAGGAUUUGCAAAAAACAUUUACAAGUUAAACAUAAUUCAAAGGUAAACCUUCUUGAUUCUGGGUAAGUUAAAGGUAGCGGAGUGUGUAGUGAGACGAGUACUCGUUUAUUUUGCGCUGAUUUUAUUCAUUGGACUUUAUUAUAAUUCGUAAGAUUGGUGUUUAGUGUAAGUACUCGUCCUUGAUCCCUUGAGUUGCUUUGAUAUUUAUUUAUUCUGUAGGUCAGUGUCUAUCAAUGUCUAUCAUAUCUUACAAUAGAUAUCAUUAUUAUGUAAAAAAGAGUCUUUAUAGGUGUAUUUACUGUUAAAUUACACAGUAUCGUGCAAUGGUAUUUAUUUGAAAUACAGUCAUUAAUCUGGUAUGUAGGAUAAAUUUAAAUAAUACUCAA